Molecule: messenger RNA, 1008 nt
Organism: Eruca vesicaria subsp. sativa (arugula)
Lineage: Eukaryota; Viridiplantae; Streptophyta; Magnoliopsida; Brassicales; Brassicaceae
Source: the annotation of a GenBank genome assembly
AUGAAAAACUCAAUCAUGUUCUUGCUCUCUUCCUUCUUCUUUCUUCUUCUCCCUUUCACAAGUUCCCUUAAUUUCAGCAUCUCUCGUUUUACACUAGGCGACUCUCGCAUAGCUUACCAAGGAGACGCAACACCAAACGGCGAGAUUGUUCUGAACAAUAUUGCUUUCACCUGUCGUGUUGGUUGGGCUACUUACGCUAAAAGAGUUGCUAUUUGGGAUUCCGAAACACAGAAGGCUUCCGACUUCACCACCAACUUCACAUUCAAGAUUGAUAUCAGCAGCACAAGUUAUGGCCAUGGGCUCGCUUUCUUUCUCGGCCCUCCAGGCUUCACCGUCCCUCCCAACUCAGCUAGUGGUUUCUUGGGUCUUUUCAAUGAAACCAAUGGUCAUUCGUCUCGGUUCCCACUUGUGCAUAUCGAGUUCGAUACGUUUUAUAACGUUGAAUGGGAUCCUUAUGGUAUCAAGUCUCAUGUUGGGAUCAACAACAACUCUCUUGCUUCCUCUAACUUCACUUCUUGGAAUGCAACCCUUCACAGCCAAGAUAUAUGCCAUGUCCAAGUCUCUUAUAAUGCUGUUCAAAGAAACUUGAGCGUCUCUUGGAGAUAUGAAGAAACAUCUAUACCUUCGGAGAUUUCAAGUCUUUACUACAUCAUUGACCUUGUGCAGGUCCUCCCUGCUGAAGUCACCAUGGGCUUUUCAGGUGCUACAGGAUCAAUGAUGGAAGGGCAUAAGAUCUUGUCAUGGGACUUUUAUUCCAGCUUAGAUGUGAUAGAAAAGACAAAACCAAACCGUAGAAGUAUCAUUCUUGGUGCAUCUCUUUCGAGUUUUCUCGUGUUGGUCUCUUUGGUUGUUGUGGUUCCGUUGUGUUUGAAGAGGAAGAAGCAAAGAGAGGCUAAAGCAGCAAGAAGAAGAGAACACUUAACAUCGAUAAACGAAGAAGAUCUUGAAAGAGGAGCGGGACCAAGAAGAUUCUCUUACAAAGAUCUCGCAACGGCUACUAACUAUUGA